Aspergillus caelatus is the source of this 4458-nucleotide messenger RNA. Its product is annotated as putative non-repetitive nucleoporin. The record is from RefSeq and is a predicted model, not a curated record. Gene Ontology annotation, cellular component: nuclear pore inner ring; nuclear pore. Gene Ontology annotation, molecular function: structural constituent of nuclear pore. Gene Ontology annotation, biological process: transcription-dependent tethering of RNA polymerase II gene DNA at nuclear periphery; protein localization to nuclear inner membrane; protein import into nucleus. The transcript is spliced from 5 exons. NCBI's taxonomy places the organism in Eukaryota, Fungi, Ascomycota, Eurotiomycetes, Eurotiales, Aspergillaceae. Bases 198 to 4289 code for a protein of 1363 amino acids.
GGAGGAACACCACACGCCUUCAUUGAUGAUUUCUAUCAUCCGCCCUGUCUAGUUUGGACUUCUCCCCGGCUUCCUUUUUCUCUUUCCACCAUUCUCAUUACUAUAUUACUUUCCCUACACUGAACGAACUUACCUCGCCGGGGAGCGCGACGACUUCCCCCCCAAAGCCGCCUGUACAUUGACUGCAAGCCAGCAUCAUGUCUUAUCCAAACCUUCCUCCAGCUCUCACACCUCAGCGACCACUACCCGGCGCAUUUUUCCAGACUCCUGGGCCGAACAAUGCUCAGAGUGCGCCAGCUUUCUCCCCGAAGCCAGCUCCUGCUCCCGCAGAGCAACCCUCACCAGCUUCUCUACCAAAGCUUCCUCCAGCCGCAUCAAAGUCGAAAAGUCAGACCUUAAGCACUGAAGAGCGCGCAGCUCGAACUGUUAAUGAUACGCUUAUCCAAGAAGCCCGCUACCCUGACCUGGACAGCUACCUUUCUCAAGGCUUCUCGUCCGAUUAUGAUAUCCCGGUUUCCCCAUCAUGGGCUCCUUUCCAGAAAGUGAAGAUGUAUAACAUUCCAGAUCAGAUCUUUGAUCAGUAUAACCGAGCGCAGGUCUCUACGAGCAUGGGUCUUUUCGCAGAGUUGAAUCAUGCAUGGGUUGCCAUUGACAACGCGCUCUACAUUUGGGACUAUACACACCCGAAUCCCCAGCUGGUGGGUUUCGAAGACCAACCAAACAGCAUUAAUGCGGUUAAAUUGGCCAAACCUCGCCCUGGGGUGUUCUUGCCUUCGAUCACACAUUUGCUCGUCGUAUCAACAACGGCAGACGUCAUCCUUCUUGGCAUGGGCUGUGAGACGACCGCUACAGGUGCACGCCAGGUGACAUUGUAUCAAACGGGUAUGUCGACGUCAAUUCGUGGCUUGGACAUCCACGUUAUCGCGUCGUCGGACGCCACCGGCCGUAUAUUCUUCGGUGGUUCUUCCGACAAUGACGUGUAUGAGCUCACGUAUCAACAAGAGGAGAAAUGGUUUCAAGGACGUUGCUCAAAGGUCAACCAUACUAGCUCGCGCUUGGGGGCCCUGACCCCCAGCUUAAGCUUCUCGAGCUUCACGCACAAGAUGUUCGAAAAUGUAGAGCAGAUGGAGAUUGAUGACAGCAGAAGGUUGCUCUAUACACUGUCUUCCUCGUCCACAAUCAGAGUAUUCCACAUGAAGCCCGACGGUACCCUUGCUUUAGCGAUCACUAAGCCUGCUAUGGACAUUUAUGCCAAUAUCGGGCAUAUAAUUGCAUCGAAUGAGACUCUGAAUCCCAAGGUCCCGAUCGUUUCCAUCAGUCCUAUUCCAGUUGCAGAGGCGUCCAGAUAUCAUUUGAUGGCUACCACUGCUACUGGCUACAGGAUCUACUUGAGUGCUACUGGUUCAUAUAGCUGGUCACCAUCACCCAACGGUACCAAUGCGCCUACGAGCAUGCAGGCUCACCAUGUUAAAACGCCUCCUUUCGAUGGCGGCUCCGCCAGUCCAAUGGGCCCGGCUUUCCAGGGUCAGGGCCGUUUCCAGCCGUCAGUAGCAAAGGUUCCAAUCCAUUCCCUUGACCCUACCAGGUUCACUGUCCGAUACCCCCCUGGUUACUUCUUUUGUUUCACAUGCAAGGACCCAACGCAGAAGACGGAUACUCUCUUCGUCUCUUCCCCUGAUUCUGGACGUGUUGCUCGUUCCCAAGAAAAUGUCAUUCCUGGCAAUGCUGGCGAGACAGCUAUCUGGCUUUCUCUGGGUAGCAGGGCGGAAGAUGUUGGUCUUUGCUCCCCAUCUACAGCAGCCUCAGCCACUCCCGGUGGCUUUGGUAACGAGCUUGCGGUUCAAUUUGACAACCCGGCCGCUGAAAUCGCCAUCUUGACUAACACUGGCAUCCAUAUUAUUCGUCGCCGACGUCUUGUUGACAUGUUUGCGGCCUUAGUCCGCGGCGGUGGUGACGGCGAUGAAGGCCUAGAAGGUGAAGUGAAGAACUUUAUUCGUACGUAUGGUCGCAGUGAGACACUUGCAACUGCUCUCGCGGUCGCCUGCGGCCAAGGCGUAGAGAUUUCUGUAGACUCACGCCUGACCCAGAUUAAUGACCCCCAUGUGCUCGAAUUUGCGCGCAAGGUCUUCAUCGAGUAUGGAGGCAGGCCCACAAUGAAUGAAAAUGCAGUAGCUGACAACUCUACGCCGGCGAUCGAUUCUGUUGUUCCGUCGCCCCGGCAUGCGGGCAUUGCUCUUUACAUGUCUAGACUGCUACGUACCAUCUGGAGGAAAGAAAUUGCUAAAGUUGGGCCCUCCCCCGGCGGGGCACAAACCAUUUUACCUUCUGUACCAUCCGCAAAGUUGCAAACUAUCCAACGAGAUCUAUCGGCGUUGCAGGAGUUCUUCAAAGCUAACAAGAGCUUUAUCGAGGGACUAAGUGGUCCAGAGGCCCUGGCACGUGUGUCAACCAAGCAAGAAGAAACUGCGCUUCAAGCGGAGCAUCGUGCCCUGCAUUCUCUUGUUCAACUUGUAUCCCACACCAUUGAAGGCAUUUCAUUCAUUCUGGUUCUGUUUGAUGAGCGGGUCGACGAGAUUGUUGCCACCUUGCCAGAUGACUCAAAGCAACGAUUUAUGAAGCUUACCUUCGAGGAGCUCUUCAGCACCAGCAAGGGUCACGAUAUCGCGAAGGAACUGGUCAAGGGAAUUGUGAACCGAAACAUCGCAAAAGGAUCCAAUGUGGAGACGGUUGCUGACGCUUUGCGGCGGCGGUGCGGCAGUUUUUGCAGCGCUGAGGAUGUGGUUAUCUUCAAGGCUCAAGAACUACUCAAGAGAGCGACUGAAGCUGGAUCCAACUCUGAACUAGGCCGCAAUUUGCUCAAUGAAAGUCUUCACCUAUUCCAGCAGGUUUCCGAGAGCUUGCCGAUGGAUUACCUGGUUUCUGCAAUUGAAAACUUCAUUUUUAAUCAAUUCUUCGCUGGCGCUAUCCAGCUUGCACUCAAUGUUGCCGCACGUUCAGACAAAGCUAACAUGGCGCUUUCGUGGAUUGUCGAUGGUCGUCCGGAGAAUGAUUCUCGGAGUGACUACUUCUAUUUCAGAAAACAGUGUUAUGAUCUCAUCUUCAAGGUUAUCAUUGCUGUGGAUAACCUUGCAGCUCACGACCCUGGUGUUGUUGACGGACAACUCACUGUCAUUGCCAAGCGCAAGAACGAAGCCUAUGGGGUUAUCUCUGACUCUAUUGAUGAGGUGUUUUUGACCAGCUUGUAUGACUGGUACUUAGAGCAGGGCUGGAGUGAGCGCUUGCUUCACGCAAACUCCGCAUUUGUGGUUACCUAUCUUCAGCGGAAGUCGACGGACGAUAUUGCGCAUGCGGACCUCCUAUGGAGGUACUAUGCUCAGUCAGAGCGCUUUUUCGAAGCUGCCAAGGUUCAAUUCCAUCUUGCACAGAGCGCCUUUACUCUCCCUCUUGGUCGCAGAAUCGAGUAUUUGGGCCGUGCCAGGGCCAACGCUUCAACAUUCACGCCGGAUGUUGGACGGCAGCCCCGACAGCGCUUGUUGCAGGAUAUCUCGAACCUAAUUGACCUUGCAAACAUUCAGGAUGACCUUCUGCAGCGCCUGAAAGAUGAUAAGCGCUUAACUUCAGAACGCAGGACGCAGGUUCUUGCAGAUGUUGACGGCCCCAUCAUGGAUAUUAGCACGUUGUUCAACCAAUAUGCCGAUCCUGCAAGCUACUACGAUAUUUGCUUGCAAAUAUUCUACUUAGCUGAUCACAGGAACCCAACAGAUAUCCGUUCCACGUGGCAGCACCUGCUACAAGAUCUGCACGAUGAGACCGUCGAGAAUGGAGAGCCUCAGCCAUAUGAAGCUGUAAUUGAUAAGGUGCGCAGCUUGGGAAGCCGGUUGCGCAUGUCCGAGAUAAUAUUCCCGAUCCCCACUCUUUUGCCCAUGCUUGAGCGCUAUGCCCUGGAACACCAGCGCGGUGUUGGACCAGCAACAUGGGUUGUCGAUCUAUUCCUCGACCUCGGAGUCGCUCACGAAACCCUCUACACUGUCCUCGAAUCCAUGUACUACACAGAUGAGGCACCCUUCCACGGCACAAACCGGAAAUACAUAGCUAAGGACCUCCUCUAUCUUAUCGAGCACUGGUUCCACGAUACCGUCCGCUUGGGCGGAACCGUCUUUGGCAGCGACGUGGUUGCGGAACGCAUCACGGAGACGCUGCUUUUGCUACAGCAGGGCGGCAGCACCCCCCCGGAACAAUUGCAAUUGGCCAAUGAGCUGCGGACACGGGUUGAAGAUAUACUGCGGUAAUUAAUGGAUGCAAUUAUGUGGCGCAACUAAAAAGAAUUUAUAUCAUUAUUGUCAAUUUACGUGCGUUGAUUCCAUUGUACUAGCUAGCCAUUUAAAGUUCAUCGUUGUAUGUUGUUGGUCGGUUCAUAUCAUAGGUUUUGGCUGUGCAGGGUAGGCAGGCAGGUAUAUG